This is a messenger RNA of Etheostoma cragini (Arkansas darter), 1904 nucleotides long. RefSeq lists its product as uncharacterized. The coding region runs from base 377 to 1039 and encodes 220 amino acids. Lineage: Eukaryota; Metazoa; Chordata; Actinopteri; Perciformes; Percidae. The record is from RefSeq and is a predicted model, not a curated record. The transcript is spliced from 3 exons.
AACAAUCUUUACAAUGGCCACUAUUCAGUGCAGUGCCUGCCAUAAUAGGAGCCAGUGCCUGGCUUUUCUAUUGUAUCUGCCAGUGUAUGUUGUGUUUGUUUUUCUGAAUAGCAGGCUGAAUUUGGAUCCAGAGCACACAACAGAUGGAUAGUGACUGACUAAGUGUGUCUCUGUAAGUCAAGGGUGAUUUACGGCAUUGGAUUCAUUUCUUCCAUUAAGCUCUGCAGUAUCUGUGGUAUCAACUUAAGGCCCUGAAAUAACCAGACCAGAAAAAGACCCAGAGAAAGGGUCAGGAAGUAAGUUCAGAGCAUUUCAAGAGUCCGUCUGCAACAGGUGUCUAACUCCAUCCCUCCACAUAAGACUAAUUUAAAGCACAAUGGAAGGCACCCAAACUUUUCUCUGUCUGUUUCUCCUGCUCAACCAUCUUACGUUCUGUCCUACUGAUGCCGACCGAGACCUAUCAACCAUGCGGCCUUAUUCGCACAAAACAGAAGAUCAAGGAGGCAGCUCAACCCCAGCUGUGGAGCCCAGACUCACAACCAUUGGCCACACAAACUCACCUGAUACAGACACCAAUGGCACUCGUGUCAACUGCUUGAUUGACACAGAGAUGGGUUUGAUUGCUAUAGGUUCAGCAGGGGGGCUGAUUUUAUGCCUACUAGUUGCCACCAUGGUAUUGGCAUGCCAGAUCUGCCUCAUUCAAGGACGUGUUUAUGCCCCCCCAACCUCCCGGUCCAACAUGGACUUUGUCAGCGGUACGGGCUACUGGGGCAUUGACCGGCCAGAGGUUGGAGGACUGGUUGGACCGUGUGAUGCCAGUUUCAUGCUCGAGGAGGUGAAAGAAGACAGCAAGAUGGAGAAAGCGGUACAGGCUGAAAUACAAGAGACAAGGCAAGAAGCUAAGGCAGGACUUGAGGAAGGGGCUACAGCAAUGGCUUUUGAUCCUGAAGGGAAGGCUUAUCAGAUGCAGAGCUCCAGCUCCAAGAACUCCUGUCUGGAGGUUCCCAGGGAUCUAGAGGACAUGCCACUUGUUGUGUAAGGAGGUAUCUCAAACCAAUCAGUUCAACUGGGUAUUUUUUAUUGGCAAGUUUUAUUUAUGUUCCUUUUCCAAUUUAUUUUACCUUUAUAGUUUGAAAUUGGGUAUACUGUUGCAGAUACAACACCUUAGUUACCUGUACCCAUACCAAAAAAGAUACCUUACCUUACUUUGAGAAAUAUAAACACAGGACCCUUUGUCCUCAGAAAAAUUGUUUGUAAAAAGAAAAAAUAACAACCAUAUAAAAUCUUAAACAAGGGGAAAAAACAAAAGAAGCCUUAGCUAUUUUUUAAAAAUAAUUACAAAUAGUUUAGUUAAAAUAAUAACAAUUCUAGAUUUUUUGUGAUAAUAAUAGUGCUGCUGACUGUACUACUCAACUAUUUCUCCUGGCCAAGUCUUUUGUAAAGAUGUAUUGUUGGCCAAGUUAUUGUCAGACACAAUAAACAAAUAUUUUAAUAGAGUGAAGUGUAUAUUUUUCAUGAUAAUUAAUUAAGUAUAACUUUUAAUGUUUUUUACAUGUUUUUACACACUUGCUUAGCAAUAUAUAAUAAUUACUGUAAGACUGCUUAAUUUGGCUCAAUGUUUGGUUUUUACAACAUAAAUGUUAAAUAAAACACAAUGCAUUUAAUAAAUAAAAAAUAGGUAGAUCAACACACUUAUCUAAGCAUCAAAGAUAUCCGAAGACAAGGUAUGACACCAGGGACCUUAUAUGCUGCCGUAACCAUGUUAAAAUGUCCGCUAAUAGUCCUUGUUGUACACGUCUGUGUUAUAUAAAUUUUACCUUUGUUGCAAACUUUUCAAUACAUUUUUCAAACCUGUUAAAAUGUCAGGUUUUAAAUAAAGGGAUUUUUGCAUUAUUUAUUUGCCU